Lates calcarifer (barramundi perch) is the source of this 2242-nucleotide messenger RNA. It is a transcript of the gene leng1, whose product is annotated as leukocyte receptor cluster (LRC) member 1. The coding region runs from base 156 to 986 and encodes 276 amino acids. The transcript has 5 exons. The record is from RefSeq and is a predicted model, not a curated record. Lineage: Eukaryota; Metazoa; Chordata; Actinopteri; Centropomidae.
UAGUGUCACACAUGUGGUGUUGCACAACGUGCUUUGUUUACUUCCGCUUUGAGUCUACUUGUUCCUGUGGGCAGCAGUCAGCUGGAGCAGUCCUUCACCCACCUGCCGAGCUAGCUGACCGCUAACCUGCAGUAUCAACAGUCGUCAAGGUAGCGAUGAACAUCCUCCCCAAGAAGAGCUGGCACGUUCGCAACAAGGACAACGUUGCGCGCGUGCGGAGGGACGAGGCACAGGCAGCUGAGGAGGAGCGCGAGGCCAAGCGGCGCGUGGACCGUGCCGAGCAAGAGGCACGUACAGAGUAUCUAAGACGGAAAGCCCGAGCUGCUCUCCAGUCAGCAGGAGGAAAGAGAGAUGAUGACGAUGAUGAACGAAGUGGAGGAAGUGGAGCUCUGGAGCAUCUCAAUCUUUUUCCUCUGGAGGAGUCCUCAGAGAAGAAGGGGAAUGAAGAGUAUCUCAAAGAAAAGAAAGAGGAAAAGGAGAAGCAGGAGCGUGCCAUCGGCUUGCUGGUCUCUCUUGGACCUCAGCCUGGGUCUGAGGUCACUCCAUGGUACCUAAAAAGCAGUCAAGAAAAAGAGGAAAGGAAAGAGAAAGAAAAGAGGAAGGGAAUAAGUGAAGAGGAGAGAGAAAAGAAGGAUCGUAGACUGAAGGACAGUUUGGACCCGUUGAAGGACAUGAAGAAAGCUUUGGGUGUAAAAGACAGGAAGGAACACAAGAGCAAGAAGAAGGAGAAGAGAGAUAAUGGGGAAAAGAGGAGCAGUGGAGAGAGCUCCAUAGAGAGAUUACGUGCCGAGCGUUUACAGAGAGAGGCUGAGGAGAGGAGGCGAGCUCAGGCCCUGCUCGACCAGAGGAGCGGCAAAGGGAAGGAGCCGUGGAGGGAGAUUAACGAGAGGGAGAGGCCGUACAACAGCGCCUUCUUCCCAGAACUUGCCCGAAAGCGGCAGAGACGGGAUCGAGACAGCUGGAGGGAGGAAAUAUUAAAAUCGUGAACUGUCUUUAACCGUCGUUUGAUGACUGUGAUAGAGGACAAAUACCGUGACCAGAGGAAAGAAGGUGACAGUAACCUGGUCACACUGUUGUCAGAAAGUUGAUGAUGAGGCAGCUUGAUCAUCCAAUUUUAUUUAUUUCUGGAAAUCCUCAGAGUGAGGUCAGAGGUGAGGUUCAGCUGCAGCUACCUCUGCCCCUGCAGUGUUUUGCACAUGAACACGUCAGCAGGGCAGAUGGCUGCCAUCACAGGGGGCAUGAGCCCAGGCUGCCAGCAAAGAAAACACUUAGUGAACAGCUGUCAGCAUGGUUUAUAUUAUCAUUACUAUAACAUUUAAAAAGGAUAUAAGGUGAGCAAACGUCAGGAAGAGUGGAGCUGAAUCAAUGCAUUUAUUAAUCAGGAAAUAAUCUGUAAAUCUGGUCAGUUUUCAAGCAAAGAUGCCAGCCUUUAUCUGGUUCUAACGUCUGAAAUUUGAGGAUUUGCUACUUUUAUGUGUCCUACAUAUAAACAGUAAACUAUUGGUUUAAUAAAACAAACAAUAUGAAGAUGUUUUGGCUCUAGGAAGUUAUAAUGGGUAUUUAUCACAGACAAAUCAAGUCAACAGAUACAAUAAAUAAGUAAUUGUUAUUUGUAUCUAUAUGUGGCCUCAUACAGUUCAUGUCUGUAGUUAAAGUUAAAGACAAGGAUGUAAUCUCAUUUUUAUUGUUUCUGUUGUUUCCAGAGGCCAUUUAAGUCCUUUAAAAUUAAUAAAUCCAGUGACACAAGUUGGAAUAUCUGUCCAUUUUGUUUGUUGUUAUUAAACCAUAAACCAUCACAGAAAACACUUUGACAUUUCACAGUAACAAAAGCACAGGUGUAAAUAAUAAAAUGAUUAAUGGUUGAAUUCCAUUUAGCUGCUUCAGUUUCAGGGCCCUGGUAUUGUUCGUGCUGUGACAGUGUGACACUGUCAUGACUUAACUGGGACACUGUGAUUUACCAGAACCAUUGUUAAUGUUGUUAGAAACACAGGUGUUUUUUUCCUGCUAUGACAAAUCAAAAUGUCUGCUGUGAAAAAGGCCUGUUGAGUCAUGUAACAGCAACAUCAACGGCAAACACAAAAUCUGACGUUUACAUCAAGCUUUUUCACUGUCAUCGUUUAUUGUACAAAUAUAUAAAGUGAAAAUACACUCAGCCUGAAAAAAUACUGCUUUGAUUGGUGAUAGGAUGUUUGGUCGUUGGUACUGUUGAUGCUUUUUAAUUAUAUUUGGUCACACCAGUGUC